GUAUCUAGAAACCUUUUUUACAAUAGCCAAUCAAGGGCUCUAAAAACUAGGUCAAUUUAGAAACUCCCUAAUUGAAUUUUUCAAAACUUUGAUGGAGGAUUAAAACUUUUUAGAGGAUUACUUCAUCAAAAUGAUGACUAUUCAGCCUAAAUCGACUUUGGAUAGUUUACCCAAACAGUUUGUUACAAGCUUAAGGACACUUUUUGAUAUUUUAGACGACAAAAAUCUAGGUUUUGUGAACAUAAGCGACAUUGAAAGUAGAUGGUCCCAACAGGACGAUGGGAUAGUUGGAUUACCUAAGGGUAUUAUAGAAGCUUUACAUAAAGUGACACCACCAAAUGGACAGUUAUCAUUUGAAAGAUUUGUUGGCGGACUCAAAAUUGCGAUAUUACGUUCCAAGAAUGAACCACCUAUGAGUCGAAGUUCAGUUGGAAGCCACGACCGAGUCCAGGAUGGACCAUAUACUCAGCAACAUAGGAGACAUCUUAUCUCAGAUCAGGAAAUGCCUCCCCCUCCUCCACCAAGAUACCAACAACCUCCACCUUACACAAAUCGCAGUGAUAAUCCACCUGAACAACCCCGCCCAUUCCAAUCUUAUAGACAGCCAGCGACGCUUUCUGUGCGCCCUCAAAAGGUUGCCCCUCAGCAACGCACAAUGAGCAUGCCACAACUGAACAAAAACAAUGAUUACCAGCCUCAUUCAGUUCAACAUAGACCCCAGAAUGCCAACAUUUACCAAUCCGCAAGGUCUAGUUCACAAUUGCCUUCCAAUUCUGUUCCUUCAAUGAAUAAUGUAAACCCAAUACCAAAUAAGGAUAGUCAACCUCGGGAACGAUUGGGUAGCGUACCAGCAAGGAGAGAUGAACAGCCCUAUGACAUUCCAGCAAGUAGUAGAGAUUCAAGAUCUGUUUUUAAUGAGCAUGUAAAUAUGGCACUACCAAAUAAAACUGGAAGAUCUGCUGAAGAGCCAAUAGGUGGGGCUGUCGCAGUCCGAAGACGAGAUUCUGUGAAGAAACGUGAGGCAAGACGUCAUACCUUGUCAAGUGGGGUUGAUUACAAUAUGAUAAAACGUAUAAAGCAGUUAGAACAGGAAAGAGACAUUCUAAUGCAAGGUCUACAAUGUGCAGAAAAGGCCAAGGACUGGUACCACGAACAAUUAAAUAUAGUAACUGAAAAGCAAAAAUAUAUUGGAAAAUCAAACACUGUUGACAAUUCUGUUGAAGCGGCACAAGAAAGACUAAACUUCCAAACAUCUCGAAUAUUUGAAGUUAACCAACAGCUACAAGCUUUGAUAGACAGUUCUGAAAAGGGGUUUCCUCUACACAUGGGUCUUGCUGUUCCUCACAAAGCAGAAAGUCAAGUGAACUAUGACCCCAAUGCACUGGAAAUGAUGAAAGCUCAAAACAGACUUUUGACUCAGGAAGUUGGCCAGAAAAGUGGAAGAAUCUCGAUACUGGAACGGGAAAAGGCUCAAUUGAUCCGUGAGAUGUUUGAUGCUAGAUCCAAAUCUAAACCACAAAACUAUGAGGACUCAACUUUUAUGUGAAAACAAUAUAAGAAUGAUUCAUGUGAGGAUUAAUGUUCAAACGAGGACUAAAUAAGUGAGGAUAAUGUUCAAAUGACUACUUUGUUGGCGUUAUAUGAGGAUUUAAUGUUCAGAUCAAAUGAGGACAUCUGGGACUUUGUGUUAUUAAUAUUAUGAUAAAUGAUCGAGGAAGGACAUAUACAUAUUAA
Owenia fusiformis is the source of this 1734-nucleotide messenger RNA. Lineage: Eukaryota; Metazoa; Annelida; Polychaeta; Sabellida; Oweniidae. The record is from the annotation of a GenBank genome assembly.